This is a messenger RNA of Cariama cristata (Red-legged seriema), 324 nucleotides long. Its product is annotated as beta-2-microglobulin-like. The transcript is spliced from 2 exons. Lineage: Eukaryota; Metazoa; Chordata; Aves; Cariamiformes; Cariamidae. The record is from RefSeq and is a predicted model, not a curated record. The annotation marks the transcript as partial. Gene Ontology annotation, biological process: immunoglobulin production involved in immunoglobulin-mediated immune response; positive regulation of T cell activation; peptide antigen assembly with MHC class II protein complex. Gene Ontology annotation, molecular function: MHC class II protein complex binding. Gene Ontology annotation, cellular component: MHC class II protein complex.
CUUCUCACUGCCCCCUUACCCUCCUCUCCAGAGGCGCCGAAGGUGCAGGUGUACUCCCGCAAACAUGCCUCCUUCGGAGAGGAAAACGUCCUCAACUGCUUCGUGAGUGGUUUCCACCCUCCGAAGAUUGAGAUCGCCCUCCUCAAGAACGGGGAACCCAUGAGUGGUGUGAAGUACACGGACAUGUCCUUCAACGAGAAGUGGUUUUUUGAGCGCUUGGCGUAUGCGCCGUUCACCCCCCAGAAGGGCGAUGUCUACACUUGCAGGGUGACCCACUCUGCCUUCAAAGAGCCACAGUCUUUCAGAUGGGAUGCGGACUUCUAA